CACUCUGUCCAGUUUCUGGCGACGGGAACGCGGAAGUGCGGUAACUGAGGGUUUUGCAGCUGUUCGAAUUGCAGCGCGGCGACUGGUGCGAGAUGGAGGUGGACGUGGCGGCCGAAGAUGGUCGGGACGGUGCCCGGGAGCGGCGAGGCUUGGGUGAAGCUGGGAGGCAGCAGCAGAACCACGAAGUCCAGCCUCAGUCCGGGGCAGACCGGUUUCCGAAACAGUCCUACUGGCUGGAUCUCUGGCUCUUCAUUCUCUUCCACCUGGUGUUGUUUUUCAUCGUGUAUCUUUUGCCCUGAAUGGUUUGCCUGAUAUCUAAAUUAAGAAGUUGGCUCCUGGAAUGGAUUCUGAAAAUGACUACAAACUUCUUGAGGAAAGCAGACAGACAGGAUUGUGCAACAGAAGAAUUUCACACUCUAAGGGACCUUUUCAUUUCACACAUUCUGUAAUUCAUUUGGGGGACUAUAUUAAAUGGGUUAUGAUCUCACCUAUUCAUACCUAAGUUCUUAAAACUAGACUCUCUGAUUCAUGUUUAAAAACUUUUUUUGAACAUCUGAUGGCUUUACAGGGGCUGAAGAUAAAAGUAUUUAUACGUAAAGGUUUAGUGUAUUACGAAAUAUAGUAAUGUCUUUAACAGUUUUAAAAAUUGGCCACGGUUUAACAUGAUGCAAAUAACAUGGUGAAAUAAUAAGGUGGAGUAUUUAAAAAUAAGUUACUCAAAAGCAAGGGAAGGAUUUUGAGAAGGGAGUUAAAAGCUAGACAGAAAAUGCAGGCCCACAAUGUGUUGGCUCUAAGUACCAGUUUAAUUUUUGGAUUAAGUGGGCAUCUCUUAGGGUUGCCAAACUGAUACAGUCUUAGAGAAUCCAGUAUUGGAAAGCUAGCGUGAGUGUCCUCUUACCUCGAUGCUUCCCCUCUUUUAAGCUCUUGAACUCCCUAAAUUAGGACUGUGUGUUUCCAACCUAUUUUUUAUUAUUAUAGUUGCAUUAAGAAUGCUUGUGAGCAAAACAUGUUUAUUUUUAUGUCUGUAACUUAAAUACUUCAGCAAAGUCAGCACAUUUCCUCAUUCAACAAAUAUUUGAACACUUACUAUGGGCCAGGUACAGCAGUGACCAAAACAAACAAAAAUCCUUGCCUUCAUGGAACUUACAUUCUUGUUUUUUUAUCUAAAUAUGUUAAAAAUUGACAUUCUAGGAGCGCUCAGCUGGCAUUUAAUCAGAAAGGCCACCCUCUCAAAGCAGCUACAUAAGCCCUUCAGAAGCUAUUCCUGUUACAUAACAGAUACUCCUUUAUACAACAGAUGUUAGAAAUGGGCUCUUAGUCGUUGAAACUGGUGACAUUUGAUAUAUGUGAACUGCCUGGAUAUUGGGGAUGUUCCCCUCCCUUAGAAACAGGGCAGAGAUCUGGUAAGCUCCACAUCCUGUACUUUUAGAAUGGCAUUGAGGUUAGAGUGAAAUCUGGGGUUGACAUCCGAGGAUUUCAACUGCCCAGUGCCAACCAAAGGUUAACAGUAUGCCGUCAGGGUACUGUUGAGUCUGCCUAAAGAGAACCUUUCAUGCAAAGGUUGAAGCAUCUAGAGAAACAGAACUGGGAUUUCAUUGAGGAUACCAGACAGAUUUAUGAACUGUUUUUGUGCUGCUUGCUAGUAAUUUUGUCCAAUAAAUGUUUAUUGCAUAGCUAAA
Molecule: messenger RNA, 1679 nt
Organism: Diceros bicornis minor
Lineage: Eukaryota; Metazoa; Chordata; Mammalia; Perissodactyla; Rhinocerotidae
Gene: ARLN
Product: chromosome 11 C4orf3 homolog
Exons: 2
Coding region: 93-299 (68 amino acids)
Source: RefSeq, a predicted model, not a curated record